CAUUUCAUUCAUCCUUGUGUUUAUUUGUUGGAAGGCGUAUUCGUGUUUAUUUUUCUCGUUGCAUUUUCAACUUGUAACAAUUCCGUACUCGUUUUUUGGAGUUCUCCAUCGAAUUAUGUUCGAACAUGGAUGCCGUGUUUGAUAUAUGUUACUUGUCGUCUGACGGUAAUAACGUCGAGCCUGAUGAUAUUCCUCAGACAAAGGAGAGUGUAUGGAUCUUGGGAAAAAAAUAUAGCGCUGUCCAGGAUUUGGACCGCAUCAGAAGGGACAUCACGUCAAUUAUAUGGUGUACCUAUAGGAAAGGGUUUAUUCCUAUAGGCGAUGAAGGUCUUACUUCUGAUAAAGGAUGGGGUUGCAUGCUUCGAUGUGGACAAAUGGUCCUAGGCGUCGCGCUCGUGAGAGUACAUCUGUCAGCUGACUGGGUUUGGACACCUGAGACUAGAGAUCCAACAUACUUGAAGAUAAUUCAGAGGUUUGAGGAGAGAAAGCAGGCUCCAUACUCUAUCCAUCAAGUGGCGUUGAUGGGGGCUUCAGAAGGCAAGGAAGUGGGCCAAUGGUUUGGACCAAACACUGUUGCACAAGUGUUGAAAAAGCUAGCAGUUUACGAUAAAUGGAGCUCCCUGGUGAUCCAUGUCGCUUUAGAUAAUACUAUUGUCAAAGAGGACAUUUUACAACAAUGCGUAGUGAACAACGACAGAGGCGAUACGUCGGCGACUCCGGACUGCGUGGUGUCUGACUGGAUGCCGCUGCUGUUAAUAGUGCCGCUCAGGCUCGGCCUUAGCGACAUUAAUCCCGUUUAUAUUGAUGGAUUAAAGAUAUGUUUCCAAUGCCCUCAAUCCAUCGGCGUGAUCGGCGGCAAGCCCAACCAGGCGCUGUACCUAGUGGGGUGUGUGGAAGACGAAGUUAUAUACUUGGAUCCUCACACCACACAGAAAUCUGGCUUAGUUGAGACUAAAUUGACUGAUGAACAAAAGGAAAUGGACUGCUCAUACCACUGUAAAUAUGCUUCCCGGAUACCCAUGCUGGCAAUGGAUCCUUCUGUAGCAGUGUGUUUCUUGUGUAGAACAAAAACCGAUUUUGAAGAAUUGUGUGCGACUAUAGAAACUAAGCUAAUGUGCGAGACACAGCCCCUGUUCGAAAUCUGCGAGAAGCGACCGUCGCACUGGGGGCCUAUGACAUCGGACAUAGAUUUACAAAAUACUACAUUAUUUACGGAAUUUGAAGACGUAGACAGACAAUUCGACGACUCGGACGACGAAUUCGAAAUUCUGUGAAAAUUGCGUACAACGGAAUAAUAAUGCAAUUUAUCACACAAACGUCUUAAUGUAGAUAGACCUUAAUAUAAUAUAUGUUUUAUGAAAUAGAUGACCGCACUCGUACUUAUGUACGGUAACGUAAUUGUUGUUUUAAGUUACCUACAUUGUAGACACUGAUAUUCAUGAAUAGUAAUAGUGCCUACGACUGGAUAGUGUAAGCCGCUACAUUAUAUUUUGCAGUGCCUUUACAAUUUUAUUGUGCAAUUUAUGUAAAUAAACACUUGAAAGUUAUGUACGCUGAUUGACAUUCCUGAGAAAAAUUGUGAUAAUCAGUGCAUCUUAUAGGCAACUCGCAUAGAGUUCAGGUAUCAUCUAGUCAUAAUUUAGAUAGACUCGAAAUAUUGAAGCUUAAUUAAUAAACAAUAACAAAUACAUAAUUAUUAUACUUGAAUUAAUAACUUGUAAUAAAGGGUUAAGUUUUAGUUCUUGUGCAUGUAUUGUCCAAAUAAGUUUUACAUUAAUUGCAUAAUAUGUACCUAUAUGCUGAGUAGUAGGUUUUAGUUUUAUCAGAGCCAAUUAUUAUAUGCCAUUAGCAUGUAAGCUAUAGGUUUAGCGUAAAAUAUCAUGUAUGUAUUUAAACUUGCGUGUCUAAGAUUUUUGUAACAGCAAGAAAUGUGUUAAAAUAACAAUUUGUGUUAUGUGUUUUAGGGUAAUGUUUUGUUACAAAAUUACAGGCUGGGUGGAACAGCCUACUCAAAUAUUUUAUAUAAAUAAAAGUGUUAAAAAUAA
Molecule: messenger RNA, 2045 nt
Organism: Helicoverpa zea (corn earworm)
Lineage: Eukaryota; Metazoa; Arthropoda; Insecta; Lepidoptera; Noctuidae
Gene: Atg4a
Product: cysteine protease ATG4B
Exons: 9
Coding region: 126-1274 (382 amino acids)
Molecular function (GO): protein-phosphatidylethanolamide deconjugating activity
Source: RefSeq, a predicted model, not a curated record